UCUCCUCAAAAUUGGCUGAUGACAGGAGUGCUGUUUUUUUGUUUUUGUUUUUGUACGGUUUUUGUGUAGGUUUGCGCGCAGAGACGCUCGACUGAAAUCCGUCAUUUAAAACCUUUCAACGAACGUGUCAAAAAGCGAAGAAAAGAACAGCUCGAGUUCAUAUACUUAGUGCCACCGUGUCGAGUGCAAUAGUGUGUUUUGAUUAGCGUGUCGCAAUUCACGAUAUCCACUUCGGAUGUGCCGAUGGCAAUCAUGGAAGACUCGAUGAAGUGGACGCCGUUAUGCAUACUCAAAGGACAUUUAACUCGAUACCUGCAGCAAUGGAACUUACCGUGGCUGUCGAUAGUGUUCGUGUUGCUUUUGAUGAUUGCCACCGCAUGGGCCGGCCCUGUGAUGCACCAGACGGCCAAUUUGGAUUCGGCUGCCAAUGGCGGAAAUGGAGUGGUAGAUCUACAACGUUUCUCGCGUUCUCAUUUUGCUUUCUCCUUGGACCUGUACUCGGCCCUGGCCAACCAGAACCCGGCCAAUCACGAGGACGAGGCGGGCAAUUUACUGUUUUCGCCUUACAGCGUAUCGACAGCCCUUUCGAUGAUCUUUCUCGGUGCCGGAUCGGGAUCGACCACUUCGCUUCAGCUUCGUUCGGCCCUGCACUUGAACAAUUUCAGCUUCAGCGAUGUUCACGACUCUUACAAGACUGUCAUCAACAAAUUAACGGACCCAUACUACGCCGACAUACUGGUGACGAUGAACGGCAUCUUUCAACAGCAGGACACGUACAUUUCGGAGAAAUACAAGCGAGCCUUGGAAGAAUUCUACAAUGUUCGAAUAGAACCGGUGGACUUCGUCCGGCAUCCCCAGUUGGCUGUAGACAGCAUUAAUUCCUGGGCGAGGAAUUUCACAAAGCAGACCAUUGCGCAUCCGCUUUAUAAGCCGACAACACAACCGUCCAUUAAUCCACUGCUAGGAAUUACUUUAGCUAACGGGCUGGCAUUCCGCUCUCACUGGCUCUUUCGUUUCGAUCCUGCUUCUACGUUUGACAAGGGACUCUUUUAUACGACUUCGAAAAAAAGAUUUGAAAUCCCGAUGAUGGUCGGUCGUUUUAAGAUACCAGUUGGUUACAGCGCCGAUUUAGAGUGCCGGAUAGCAGAACUGCCUUUCUCGUCUAGAAGAGUAUCUUUCUUUAUAAUUCUACCGGAUGAUGUAGAUCGAGGAAUCACGAAACUUGAAGCUAACAUGACGUCUGAUAAUAUCAAAGCCCUGUUCUCUACAUUAAAGGACGAAACCGUCAACAUCCGGCUUCCGAGGUUCCGUUUGGAGCAACAGGAAAUGGAAUUAACUAACAUUUUGGCAUCGCUUGGAAUCACUGAUGUAUUUGACAACGAGGCAGCAGAUUUAAGUGGCAUUUCGAGCGAAAAGCUUCGCUUAAACCACGUGAUUCACAAGACAUUUUUGGAAGUGCAGGAAGAUGGAAUGGCCGAAGCGACAACGUCUGGGCUAAACCGGUUGGGGGCUUUUGGUGAGAAAUACUUUGAAGUAGAUCAUCCAUUCAUCUUCUUUUUGUGGGAUUAUCACAGUGGUAUCCUUUUAUUUAUUGGAAGAAUCACAGCUCCUGAACCUUUGAUUAACUAAACCUUUUUGAAUAAGUUAUGAGACAACAGUGACUUUUUUUUUGCAUGCAUCAUCUUCCCUUAUUUGCACACUUGUCUGUCUAGUAAUCUGUAGACUGUCUGUGCAUGUCUCUGUAUAUACAUUUGUUGCAAUGUUUGUU
Molecule: messenger RNA, 1768 nt
Organism: Daphnia carinata
Lineage: Eukaryota; Metazoa; Arthropoda; Branchiopoda; Diplostraca; Daphniidae
Product: leukocyte elastase inhibitor-like
Exons: 5
Coding region: 244-1629 (461 amino acids)
Molecular function (GO): serine-type endopeptidase inhibitor activity
Source: RefSeq, a predicted model, not a curated record